Leptopilina heterotoma is the source of this 613-nucleotide messenger RNA. Its product is annotated as cytochrome b-c1 complex subunit 7-like. NCBI's taxonomy places the organism in Eukaryota, Metazoa, Arthropoda, Insecta, Hymenoptera, Figitidae. The transcript has 4 exons. The record is from RefSeq and is a predicted model, not a curated record. Gene Ontology annotation, biological process: mitochondrial electron transport, ubiquinol to cytochrome c. Bases 133 to 459 code for a protein of 108 amino acids.
AGUUGUGAGUGUACCUUUAGACAAAUUCGUGGAAUUUUUUAGUAGUAAAAUCAGGAAGAAAUUGACAUUGAAUUAUUUGUCUUUUUUGAAUAAAAAUAAUUAGUUUUAAUAGGAAAAUAAAUUUAGUGAAUCAUGAGCAAGUCAUCAUCUUUGUUGUUUGGUUCGGGUUUUAAAAAAUGGGCGUUCAAUCUGACUCGGUAUAACCAAUUAGGUUUGUUGCACGACGAUUUGUACAAUCAAUUUAAUCCAGCAGUUGUCGAGGCAUUGCGCCGAUUACCCCAGGACAUUAAAGAUGAACGUAAUUUCCGUAUUUGUCGUGCUAUGCAGGUAAAUUGUACAAAAUCAAUUUUACCAAAAGAACAAUGGACAAAAUUCGAAGAGGAUAUUAGAUAUCUUAAACCAUAUAUAAAAGAAGUUGAAGCUGAGAUGUUGGAGAAAGAAUUAUGGGAUAAAGAAUAGAAGAGAAGUAUCAAUUAUAGUAUAAAAAAUUAAUAAAAUAUUACAUUUUAAUAUUUAAUUAUUCGGCAUUUACGCCAAUUCUUCGUGUACAAAUAAAAAAAAUCUUCUGUUAAAGUUAAAUAAAAGUUGAAUACUUUCAUGAUAUAGAAAUCAA